UUCCUGCCCCCGGGGCGAGAAUUAUUGUCAAGUGCACUUGCAUCAGCAAGUUGAAAGUUUGGCAGUGGCAAUAAUGGAAUGUUAAAAUCAAAAGAGUGCGGUCCCAAAGAAGUACAACAGCCUAAUGAGGUACUGGUUGAGGAUGAUCUUGGUGUCGUGUGCGUGUGUGAGCAGAAGAGAACAUUUCCCGAACAAUCGUUGCCCCCACCCGGGAGCCCCGUAUAAGACGGACGGCGGCGUAAUCCGCGGGCACAGUGUCCAGGCGGCCCGCGACGAAAAAGUAAUCGAACCAAGGGAACCCUGAGUACCGUAAAUUGGACGGAACCCGAGAAGGAGAUUGUUGGCGCGCGUACACACGAGUGACGGCGGUAAUGGUGCAAGGUCGCGCAAGGCCGUCCGCGUCUUCUUAGGAGGAUCGUUCUCGUUCGCUAUAUUUAGGAGUCGGUGCGCUUGAGUUUUUUUUUGCAUCUCAGUUCCAUCGGUACGAUUGUUUGGCGACUUCCUGGUUUUGAUAGCAGGAGUUUUUGGGACUUUUCAAUUGACGAUUUUUUUUCGAUUGGUUCUUAUUGUGAAGUGGCUGAAAUUAUUUGAGAUGAAGUUGUACCAGCCAUUGUUACUCCUCUUCGUCCUGACAUUGGCGUCUUCGGCCCCGGUCGAAACGUCCGACAGGAAAGCCAAAAACUUACCCUUCUUCGACUACAUCCAACCGGAAAUGGUCGACUACAACAACUACGACUCCGAUUACAUAUUGGGCCUGGAAGAAAACGACCUGGGCAGAACGUUGCCGGGACGAAGACGUCCCAAGCCCCGUCCCCAAUAUAACUCACCGAUCUAUUACAUACGACUACCCCCACAGCCGUACAUGUACUAUCCGGGAUUGGGGUACAUGUCGCAGCCGCCCCAAAACCCAAUGAGCCAGUUCGUGAACGUGCCGGUCAGUUUUAUAUCGAACGGGAAGCCGAACGGGAUCUACCAGUGGACGGGGGCGAUGGAUACCUUCCCCGCACCCACGGAGCUGCCGCCGAAACCGACCAAAAAACCAAUUCCUGAUUCGAAUAUUCACAGGUUGCCUGGACAAUACGUAUUUAACGGAAAGCCGGAGGAUAUUUUUGUGCUCAGGGAUUCGUAUAAUUCUUUAUACGGCGAUGCUCUGCAGAAUUUCUACCCUUAAUUCAAUUAGUUGAGGAUUUCCCACUGUGGUGUGGAAGUUGCGAUUAAUGUUUUUCAAUAUUUGAAUUAGACGGUUCUUAAAUUAAUUUUACAGUAAGCUUUUUUUUAAAAAAGGAUAUAAUUGAGUCAUUAGAAUUUAUUAUGAUAAAUUAUGUAAAAAUGUGUCUGUAAUAUUAUUUAAUGACUAGAUUUUAAGUGUUAUAGUUUUUAAAAUAUUAUUUUGGAUGUAGCCAAGUCAGACAAUAUAAUAACACCUCGAAAAUUCAUCAAGGCAACAAAAAACGACAAUAAUAGAUAGAUAGUUUAAUAUUAUUAUUUAUUUAAUGUUAUUUAUUUAGAUUAGUCGAAUUUUAUUUAAAUUAUAUUGUAUACUGA
Aethina tumida (small hive beetle) is the source of this 1545-nucleotide messenger RNA. RefSeq lists its product as uncharacterized. The transcript is spliced from 2 exons. The record is from RefSeq and is a predicted model, not a curated record. NCBI's taxonomy places the organism in Eukaryota, Metazoa, Arthropoda, Insecta, Coleoptera, Nitidulidae. Bases 593 to 1171 code for a protein of 192 amino acids.